Messenger RNA from Sardina pilchardus (European sardine), 3053 nucleotides. RefSeq names its product NACHT, LRR and PYD domains-containing protein 3-like. The transcript is spliced from 5 exons. Gene Ontology annotation, molecular function: protein binding. Gene Ontology annotation, biological process: intracellular signal transduction. The record is from RefSeq and is a predicted model, not a curated record. Bases 129 to 2624 code for a protein of 831 amino acids. NCBI's taxonomy places the organism in Eukaryota, Metazoa, Chordata, Actinopteri, Clupeiformes, Clupeidae.
AUGGAAGGCAAUGACAAUAGACAGAAUAAGAAGCUCCUAAACCAAAUCUCACAAAAGUCUACAUCACUGAGGGAGAAACCAGGGUUGUUAAUGAGCAUGAAAUCACCCAGAUAGAUUCAGCUACCAAGAUGCAGUCAAGACAUGGUAUAGAAAUUGAAUGCAACAAUCUUUUCCAAGAUGAAGGCACCAGGACUGUGUUGACCAAAGGGAAUGCUGGCAUAGGGAAAACAGUUUGUGUGCAUAAGUUUAUUCUUGACUGGGUCGACGGAGAAGCAAACCACAACAUCAAGUUCAUCUUUGUCCUACCAUUUCGGGAGCUCAGUUUACUUACAGGAGAAUUUAGUUUUCAUGAAGUUCUUGUUGAGUUCCAUCGAGAACUUAACAGUCUUAACAAUCCAGAUAUCUACGACAGCAAUACAACUCUCUUCAUUCUUGAUGGCCUGGAUGAAAGCAAAUUUCCUUUGAACUUUUCCAAGAAGAUGGUAGCAGACAUGCAAAUGUCCACCACAGUGGAUGUUCUAAUCACAAGCCUCAUUAAAGGGAAGCUGUUUGAGUCUGCUCUCCUUUGGAUAACCUCACGGCCAGCCGCUGUUACCCAAGCUCUGUUAACACAUGUUGACCAGAUAACAGAAGUCCGAGGUUUCAAUGACCAACAGAGAGAGGAGUAUUUCCACAAGAGAAUCAGUAACCCUACUCUGGCUAACACCAUUAUUUCACAUAUCAAGACAUCACGCAUCCUCUACAUCAUGUGCCACAUCCCUCUGUUCUGUUGGAUCACUGCAACAGUUUUCCAGAAAAUGCUUGCUCAGGGAGGCAGCUGUGAAAUUCCCAAGACCCUUACCAGCAUGUAUUGCCACUUCCUGCUCAUCCAGACUGACAGAACACACAAAAAGUCCCUUGAUGCAAGUGAAAUGGACUGGCAGAAACUUCCAGAGUGGAACAGUGUCAUUUUGAAAGUUGCCAAGCUAGCUUUUACACAACUGGACAAGGACCGAGUCAUUUUUAGCGAAGAGGACCUUAAGGAAUGUGGAAUUGGCGCCAAUGAUUCUCUUGUCUCUGGGAUGUGCACAGAGAUCUUGAAGGAGGAAUCUGACCGUUACAACAUCAACUUGCAUGAGAAGAUGUACUACUUUGUGCAUCUUAGCAUCCAGGAGUUCCUUGCUGCCUUCUUUGCAUUUCACUGCUAUUUAAGCAAGAACCUGAAGCCUAUUAAGAAUUUUCUGGCUCAGAAGAACAAACCUAUGCCUGAUGAUUUGACACUGGACAAAUUGCUAAAAAUGGCAGUCAACAAAGCACUGGACAGUAAAAAUGGUCACUACGACCUGUUUGUCAGAUUUCUUCAUGGCAUCUCACUGGAGUCCAAUCAAAGGAUUUUAGGUGGCCUCCUGCCCCGUGUAGAGUCUGAUCAAGAAACCAUGGGACGAAUCAUCAGCAACCUCAAGAAAGUACAGAGGAGGAAUAUCUCAGCAGAAAGGUGCCUGAAUCUCUUCCACUGCCUCAGUGAAAUGAAUGACCGUUCGCUCCACGAGGAAGUCCAGGGAUUUCUGAAUUCAGAGAAUUCAGGCCCAGGCAAAAUGUUGUCACUGGCACAUUGUUCUGGACUAGCCUACACACUUCAGCUCUCUGAUGAUGUUCAGGAAGAGUUUGACUUGAAAAAGUACAACACCUCUGACGAGGGUCGCAAGAGACUGGUUCCAGCUGUGAAAAACUGCCGUAAGGCCGUACUUGCUGGCUGUAAACUCACAGAGAGCUCCUGUGACAUUGUGGCCUCAGCAUUACAGUCUGCAGACUCAGCGCUGAGAGAGUUGGACCUGAGUGACAACGAUCUUCAGGAUUCCGGGAUUGAGAUUCUCUGUUCUGGACUGAAAAGUACAAACUGUAAACUGGAGAAACUGAGAUUAUCUUGCUGUGGGAUCACAAAGAAAGGCUGUGAAGCAUUGGCCUCUGCUCUGGAUUCCAAUCCUUCUUACCUGAGAGAGCUUGACCUGAGCCGCAAUUACCCAGGGACAGAGGGACGGGCCAUACUCUCUAAAUGGCUGAAACCAGGGUUUGCAAUAAGUUUUGACAAUGAAGCAGAAUACUGGUUGAAGUCCGGACUACGUAAAUAUCCCUGCAAAAUCACUUUAGACCAAAACACAGCCCACAAAAAGCUAAGUUUGAAGAACCAAAAGGUUAGUGUGGAAAAGCAGGACCAGACGUAUCCAAAUCACCCUGAGCGAUUCCAGCACUGUCAGCAGUUCCUUUGUACUGAGGGCCUGACCGGAAAAGCCUACUGGGAAGUGGAAUGGAGUGGACGUGCUGCAGUUGGUGUUGCGUACAAGAGUAUUCGCAGGGACAGAAAAGAUGAGAGUAGGAUCGGAUGCAAUGACAAGUCCUGGUGUCUGGAGCAAUUCAUCAACUCAUCCAAAGCCAAGUACAAUAACAACACUGAAGACAUCUCUACUUCUCGCUCUAAGUCUGGGCGACUGGGAGUGUUCUUGGACUGGCCAGGUGGAACUCUGUCCUUCUACAAUAUCUCCUCAGGGGCACUGACCCACCUGCACACAUUCCGUGCAAGAUUUGUUGAACCUCUUUACCCAGCGUUUGAGGUUUCAGAGAGUGUUACUCUCAAAGAGACAGGUUAGCGAGAUCUAAAAUGAUUUGCUGUAAUACAGUUACUAUUGAAUUACACAGAUAUAUAUACAUUACCAUUGAUGGCCAAGGUGUAGUCAGGCUGCCAGCAUGUUUUAAAGAUUGUGUAUAAAUAUUGGAUUUUACCAGCUUUAUCUACCAUACAUUAUCAGAUAUGUUCUACUGUUUUUGUACCUGUGAUCAUACUAAUGACUUUAAGCUCUUUGCAAGUUAUUUUUUAUUGCCUGUGUCAACAGUUUAGUGAUACUUACAUUAAUCCUUACAUCAAAGUCAAAUGUAUUUGUAUAGCCCAUUAUCAUACACAGUUGUUAUUCAACACAUUGAUUUCUACCAGUUUUUGGUCUUCCAGAGAAUUUGUUUUUAUUUUAUUUUUUUUAAAUUCUUUGUAGGCCUACUACAUAUCUGAAAUGCACAUCCCUGAA